Messenger RNA from Venustampulla echinocandica, 1056 nucleotides. RefSeq lists its product as uncharacterized. The transcript is spliced from 3 exons. The record is from RefSeq and is a predicted model, not a curated record. Lineage: Eukaryota; Fungi; Ascomycota; Leotiomycetes; Helotiales; Pleuroascaceae. The coding region runs from base 1 to 1056 and encodes 351 amino acids.
AUGAACGAGCUCAACACGGAGCUCGCGGUUCUCUGGUUCCUCACGGGCACAGGAGUUGCCAUCAUGCUCCUGCGCCUGGCCCUCCGGAAGUACCAACAACAGGGACUUGUGGCCGGUGACUACCUCACAAUGGCGGCCAUCGUCACCAUCCUGCUACGCGGGUCGGUCAUUCAUGUUGCGAUGGUUUGGGGCACGAACCAUAUCAGCGCAGCGGCGAGGAAGACGAUGGUCUUCACUCCGGAAGUUCUCUACCGGCGUAGGAUUGGGUCCGAACUUACCAUGAUCAAUCGUGCUUUGUAUACCAUAUACACCUGGCUCCAGAAAUCCGUCAUCAUGUGUGUUCUCCACCGCUUGCUCAGGGGCCUGAAGUCGGACAAGCUCACUCGCAUCUACUGGGCAGUUCUCGCGGUUACCUUCGUCGUUGCUUUUGUUAUGACAUUCGUUGAAUGCCACCCCUUCAAAGUCUACUUCCAAGUCGUUCCAGACCCCGGGACUUGCCCCCGUGGAGUUCUCCAGCUAGAGGUCUUCUCCGCUCUCAACAUGGCUACCGACGCCAUGCUCAUCGCGCUUCCGCUCCCAGCUCUCCUCAAGAUCAAACUACCAUUUAUGGAGCGUCUCCGUCUCGCCUGUCUAUUCCUCGUCGGCCUCUCGAUCAUCGCAGUGACCAUGACAAGGCUCCUAAUGAACCGCGUCUUCCUCCAUCGCAGCGGCCAGUCGCACAACGUCGCGAACGUUGAGAUAUUUUUUGAAGCCUUUGUCGCUAAUGCGCCAACGAUAUACGGCCUGCUGAAUGUAGAGCGAAAAAUCAAGGGUAUGUCCGGGGCACGAUAUCUGACAGGUUCAUACGCUAGGCCCCGGUCCGCAGGAGGGAGUAAAGUGGUGAAGACUCACGGCUUGGAUUCGGGCCAGUUCUCGUCAGGUCCCAUCCAGUCUAAAACCUGGGUUGGCAAAGGCCGGCAUGGCAACGAGAGCGACGAGGAGAUGAUGAUCGAGUUGGAAAGCACUCAGAAUGCAGAUAUCCACGUAAUAACGACGACGUCUGUGACGAGGUCGUAG